ACCAAAAGAAAGCGAGCAACAGAGAUCUAGUUGCAUUAUAGGUUGACAACAGCCCUUGUCUGUUCACCUGUGGGACACGUCUGACCUUCAUAACAGAGACGGCUCACAACAUCGAUGGAGGCACACAAAUCCUCACCAUGGACCUGAUGGGAGGAAAAACUGCAACAUUGAAAAGAGCAGAAAUCACCUGGCUGUGCUGGACUCUUCAAUGACACAGAGAGAAGCUCCAUGCUGGCAGGACACAGAGGGAUCUGAAGGAGCCAGAGCAGGAAAUCUGCUGUAAAUAUUUCUGGCAGUUCUCCCAGCAUUCUCCCGGAGAGCAGAUUUUGGCUGUCCAGGAUGAUGCAACAGAUCUUGAGAGACAUGUUUGUAGACCCAGAGCUUCUGGCAGAACUAAAUGAAGAGCAAAAGCAGAUUCUUUUCUACAAAAUACGUCAGGAGCAAGUGCGACGAUGGACAGCGUGUGAGGGACCAGAGGGAAGCUGGGAAAAUCCUCUGGUCAAGGAGAGAGAUGAAAGCAGGAAGAGUGUCCAGUGGCUGCAGGGCAGAGAUGGAGAGGUGUGGGUCUGGGUAAUGGGGGACGCUCCUGGAGACAAACCAUACGAGCUGAUUGUCAAAGAGCUGAUGGAGGAGAGAGCCAGGCGACAGGCUCAGCUAGAAGCCCAGGAGCUCUGGCGUAGAAAAGAGGAAGAAAUAAAGCAAAAGUUCAGAGAUGCUAUCACAAAGGAAAAAGCGCGCCUAGUUGCAGGCAAGUGGAAGGAAGAAGCAGAGGACAGGAAGGCAGCCAAGCAGGAAGAGGAACGAAUACGAGAGAUGCUAAAGAAACAAGAGGAAGAGGAGAGGCAGAGGGAAGAGGAGGAGAUACGACGUGCAGAGGAAAAAAGAGCGAAGGAACUAUAUAUGUCCCUUGAGCAAGAACAAAAAAAAAGUGAACAACGUGACAAAGAGUGGGAGGAACAUUUGUGCCGCUGCAAAGCAGCUGAUGAGGAGAUGACAAGAAAAGCUUGCUGGGCAAGAGAUGAGUAUAAGCGUCAGUCACUACGCGCCAUAGAGAAAGGUCAUGUAGCUGGUCUGAGUGGCCACUUCCAGAAACAAUCCCAACGCAGACACAGUACUUUCAUUGAACCAUCUGCUAGUCCGGUCUCCAGCAAUGAAGGCAGAACCAAACCCAGUCUUCAACGUGCAGAACCCCCAUUAUACCGACGAAGACAAAGUCGCAGGCACAGUACAACAACAACACAACCACUAAUGGACAGCCCAGCAUGGUUGCAAACACCACGACCUGGUUCCAGAGAGCUGGUUAUACUCUGGUUCAAUGAGGAGCAGAAACCAAAAAAAGCAGGAUAUGAAAGAAAUGGCAAGGCUAUCGCCCCAUGGUUCCACGGCAUCAUCUCUCGAGAGGACUCAGAGACCCUGCUUAUGAAUGCAGCCGUGGGCUCUUUCUUGGUACGGGUCAGUGAAAGGAUAUGGGGCUACACACUGUCUUAUCGCACUGCCAGCGGAUUCAAGCAUUUCCUUAUCGAUGCUUCUGGAGACUAUUACAGCUUCCUAGGUGUGGACCAAAACCGUCAUGCCACCCUUGCUGACCUCAUUGACUUCCACAAGGAGGAAAUCAUCACGGCUACAGGGAAAGAGCUUCUGCUUGAGGCCUGCACAAGGACCGGACUCUCAAAAGACUUCGGUGGGCUUCUCCCAUGACUCCUUAUAUGCAGGACUUCAAAGGCGAGCAUCUGCUAAUGUAACAGGGUGAUCGCUCCAUUUUAAAGAACGCAGUCCAAAAUAAAGAAGACUUCAUGUUCUGCCUCUGAUUCAAAGUGCCUUAUGAUUAGGCCCCAUUGGAAUUAUUAUUUUUGUAUUAUUUAUUUAUUUAUUUAUUGCAUUUUCUUUGCUGCUUUUUAGCUAAAAGAUGGAGAAAUCUUUUUUUUUUGAAGGAUAAUAUGUGGUAAAUGAAGCUGAGAGUACUAAUGGUUGUUGGUAGCUGACAGCUUUAUUAAUUUAUACUGGUUUUUAUUUUGAGUGGUGGGUGUCUUGGAAAAACUUAACAAACUACACUAAAAUGUAGUUUAGGUUUAGUGUUGGAAAUUCCUUAGAAAUUGAACAGAUAAGGUUUUUUAGGUUGAUUUAUUUAUGUUAGAAUGCAUGUUUAUUAAUUUGUUUGUUUAUUUAUUUAUUACUUGACAAAAAAAAAACCAUUUUAAUUUGAUUUACAGGGAAAACCCAGUAAAAUGUUAUUCAUUGUAACAAUAGUUUAUAUUUGGAUCUAAACCAUUUGAUAACAUAUUGAUCAUUUUAAAAUCUUUAUGCUUUGUCUCUGACCUGAAAACAAGUUUGACUCAUUUGUCAGCAAGGGGGUUAUAAUAAUAUUGGAUAGGAUGAUCACACACUUUUACAGAGACCACUUGAAAACUGUUUCUCUAAAUGUACUGCAUUUAUUAGGAAUGGGUUAACAUUGGUUUUAGGCCUGAUAAAAUUUUUAGAUCUAGUCAUUUAGAGCUUUUUUUUUCUUAUUAGAAAGAUAUUUCAUCAGAAUAACAAAUGUUUUCAUUUACUGUAAAUGAAAUCAGGGUUAUUCCAC
Danio aesculapii is the source of this 2575-nucleotide messenger RNA. It is a transcript of the gene sh2d4ba, whose product is annotated as SH2 domain containing 4Ba. The record is from RefSeq and is a predicted model, not a curated record. The transcript is spliced from 9 exons. Bases 340 to 1698 code for a protein of 452 amino acids. Gene Ontology annotation, cellular component: cytoplasm. Lineage: Eukaryota; Metazoa; Chordata; Actinopteri; Cypriniformes; Danionidae.